AUGGACUGCAUCGUGCGGACUUGGCUUCUCGGCACCAUCUCCGACGACCUCGCCGACACCGUCUCCGAGCGCCGCGCCACCGCCCGCGACAUUUGGCUCGCCAUCGAGUCCCAAUUUCUCGGGAAUCAGGCGACGCGCGCCCUGUACGCCGACGCCGACUUCCGCAACUUCUGUCAAGGCGGCCUCUCCGUCGCUGACUACUGUCGGCUCUACAAGCGCAAGGCGGAGGAUCUCCGCGACCUCGGCGAACCCGUCUCCGACCGCACCCUCGUCCUCAACAUCAAUCGCGGCCUCAACGAACGGUUCGAAGCCAUCGGCCUCCACCUUCGCCGCACCAACCCCUUGCCCAGCUUCCUGCAGGUCCGAGUUGAUCUUCAGAUUGAGGAGCUGACCAUGGCCAAGACUGCCCCCGCCACCGCCCUCUUCUCCAGCUCCAGUGGCGGCAAGGGCUCCUCCAACGGGGCUCGCCUGCCCGGCGCCCCCCCGCAGCACCAGCAAGGAACCCCUAGACUCUCCUCUGGUGGCUCCUCUAGGCGCGGCGGCAAGAAACACGGGGGCGGCGGCGCAGGCGGCAGCAACUCUGGGGGCGGCUACGGCGCCGGGAACGCCGGCGGACGGCCCGGCAGCGGAGGCAACUCCGCCUCCUCUGCUUCGACUGCGUCUGGCGGCCAAGGCCUAGGAGCUGGCGGCUUUUGGCCUAGCUAUCACAACCCGUGGACAGGCUCCAUUCAUAUGUGGCCCGAGCCUCGUGGUCCGCCCCGCCCGUCGCCUGCUGGGCCGGCCCAGCCCCCUCACGCCUUCAUCGCUGGGUCGCCUGGUCAGUGGGCCGGUCAGUGGGGUGUCCCAGCCCCAAAUCCACCGAUGGGCCCUCCUGCCGCCAGCCUCUACACUACUAGCUGGGAUCAGCAGGCUUUGGCGGCCCAAUUUCAGACGGUCCAUCUUCAACAGCCUCCUCAGCACGACUGGUAUUUUGAUACUGGAGCCACAAACCAUGUUGCCUCCGAUGCUGGUACUCUCUUCCACUACCCCUACCUCUAUUUACUCUCCCACUAA
Panicum virgatum (switchgrass) is the source of this 1053-nucleotide messenger RNA. RefSeq names its product wiskott-Aldrich syndrome protein homolog. Bases 1 to 1053 code for a protein of 350 amino acids. Lineage: Eukaryota; Viridiplantae; Streptophyta; Magnoliopsida; Poales; Poaceae. The record is from RefSeq and is a predicted model, not a curated record. The transcript has a single exon.